AUGGAUAUAAAAAGGACUAGACGAAAACUGAAUGUUAUGCAAAUUCUGCUUAUACUUUCUUUAAUGCAAAAUACCCAAAGUAAAAGUCUCUCCUUAAUAGAGGAACCCCAACAAAUUAUUUUAAAAGCAGAUACAUUGCAAUCCUACCAUGUCAGCGAGUUACAAAAUGUGGAUAUAAUAUGCCCCUUUAACCAGCCCAUUUGGUAUCACAAUGAGCAAUAUUUGAAUACCAAUCGCACGUUUAAAAUCAAAGCUAUUUCUCUUGAGAAAUCGGGUACCUACAGCUGUCUCUCACAACUAGCCAGUAAAUCUGGAGACCUUAUUAAAUGGGCCAAUGUCAGCCUUAAUGUAUGCAGCAAUUUUACAAAAGAUGAACCCUGUCAAAUAACCGAAAUCAAACCGCUGAAACUUAAAGAAGAUUUUAACAAAAAACCUACACAAUUGCCGCAAAGAAAAGAAGCUGAAGUUGUGUUUUCCAGUGCCGAAGUGGAUAAUUUGGAGGAACAUCUUAACACUCCUCCAAAAUUUAAAUCCCAACAGCUUUACAACACCACCCAAAAGUAUUCGGGCGGCACUGCUAUUUUCAAUUGCAAUGCCUACUCCCACAUUGCAGCCAAUAUCUCCUGGACUUUUAAUAAUCGCUCUUUGGAUCUAUACUCCUCGAAAUAUAAAAUAAAAAAAUGGGCCAUUUCAGUGCAAGAUCUGCAGAGUCAGGAUUCAGGAGAAUAUGCCUGCACAAUAUGCAAUCUAUAUGGCUGUAUUUAUCGCGCCUCUAUAUUAAAUGUCUUGGAACGUGAAAGUUCUCCACCCAUUAUCAGGGAAGGAUCAGUAAUUAAUCAAACCAUAAUGGCUGAUGAGAAUGUCAAGUUUGAGUGUGAUGUUAUAUCGGCCUUGGAGCCUCAUAUUGUUUGGUAUCAUCAUACAGAUCUAUUAAAUUUAACCGAGGAUCAUGCCUUUGACUCCAGUUAUAAUCCCCAUGCUCUUAAACUUUUAACCCGACCAGAUGAGCCUUAUAUUUUAAGGCUGGGUAGUGUGCAAGAGGAAGAUCAAGGCUGGUAUUCCUGUAUAGCGGCCAAUAGUUUAGGUGAAGCAGUGGCCAGCUAUUAUCUCAGCAUUAUGACAGCGGACACCUUUCUCAAUGACACUCUAGAACCAGAAGAGGAGUUAAAGAAUGUGGCAGUUACCGUAACCUCAGUUGAGUUUAAUACCUUUAAUCUAGAACAAAACGAUAAUGAUGAGUCUUCGGAUCAUGAUACGGAUAGCAAAAACAGUGACAUAGAAGAGGAAAAGGCGCCUCAGUUUAAAAAUCUCAAUAAGCUAGAGAGAAACAUGCACAAGCCGGCUGGCAGUUCCAUACAACUGGUGUGUGCCGCCAAUGGCCAUCCCACACCCAAUAUCACCUGGACGCGCAAUAACACCGAAAUAGAGCGACACAUAGGCAAGGUAACCUACAAGAAAUGGUCCAUACAAAUGGACGAUGCCAUAACCAAAGAUUCUGGGAUAUACAAGUGCACCGUAUGCAAUGCUCUGGGCUGCAUAGAACACUCUACCAAAGUCAUAGUUUCGGAUCGUUUGCGUUCUCGCCCCAUAAUAAGUGAUAAAUUUCCUCAAAAUCAAACUGUAUUGACCAAUAGCUCCACGUACUUGGAGUGUAGGGUGGUAUCCGAUCUGGAACCCUACAUUGUGUGGCUUAAAUACAGCAAAAGAAAUGAAUCCAUAGACAAGCUGGAGAAAGUAGUACCCAACUUUUCCAAUGACCAGAGUAUGCUUAGCAAAGAUGUGGUGAUUUUGGAGCGAGAUCAAGACAAGCCCAACAUUUUAAAUUUCACCAAAGUAUCCCAUGAUGAUGAGGGUUGGUAUACUUGUGUGGCCGCCAGCUCCUUGGGGCAAACGGUGGCUAGUGCCUAUCUUAAAGUGGUGGAUAAAUUGCCUCAAAGGGAUGGUCUGCAGCGUGGUCAUCCGAUAACCAUAACCGCCGUAGCCAUAGUUGUGGUAUUGCUAUUCCUUUUGGGCACCAUAUUCGUUAUCUAUGUCAUGCGCAAUUUGAAACAUGAAAAACUGCUGAAGCAGCGCAUAGAAACCGUGCAUCAAUGGACCAAAAAAGUUAUUAUUUACAAACCUCCCCCCUCCGAGUCAGGUUCUUGUGAUCUACAAAUGCCCGUUAUUAAAAUAGAAAAACAACGCACCACCUUUACCACCAAUUCCAACUCUGAUGCUAAUCAAGGCUUUAAUGAAUACGAAUUUCCUUUGGAUUCCAAUUGGGAAAUAGCACGCAGUCAAUUAUCUUUGGGUUCCACCUUGGGUGAGGGCGCCUUUGGUCGUGUGGUCAUGGCCCAGGGCAGUAAUUUACCACGUGUUUCCGCCAACGGCUCGGCUGGCACCAUAGUGGCCGUCAAAAUGGUCAAGGAAGAACAUACGGAUGCCGACAUGGCCAGUUUGGUGCGCGAAAUGGAGGUAAUGAAAAUGAUUGGCAAACACAUCAAUAUUAUUAAUCUGCUGGGCUGCUGCAGUCAAAAUGGUCCCUUGUGGGUUAUAGUGGAAUUUGCACCGCAUGGAAAUUUAAAAGAUUUCCUGAAAAAGAAUCGUCCUUUAUCGAAUUGGGGCAGCUGCAGUCUGAAGAGAAAUAGUGAAUAUUUGGAUGACAAGACGCAUUUGACGGAGAAACAUUUAAUAUCGUUUGCCUUUCAAAUCGCCCGGGGUAUGGAAUAUUUGGCCUCAAGACGGUGCAUUCACCGUGAUUUAGCUGCUCGUAAUGUGCUCGUUAGUGAUGACUACAUUAUGAAGAUAGCAGAUUUUGGCCUGGCCCGUGAUAUACAAGACACCGACUACUAUCGCAAGAAUACCAACGGUCGUUUGCCCAUCAAAUGGAUGGCACCCGAAUCGUUGCAGGAAAAAUUCUACGAUUCCCAAUCAGAUGUUUGGUCCUACGGUGUCUUGUUAUGGGAAAUAAUGACCUAUGGCGAACAACCCUACCCCAAUAUAAUGUCGGCCGAGGAGCUCUACAGUUAUUUGAUAACGGGACAACGCAUGGAAAAGCCAGCACGCUGCUCUUUAAAUAUCUAUAUGUUAAUGCGUCAGUGUUGGCAUUUUGAUUCCACAGCCCGUCCAACAUUCACCGAAAUUGUGGAAAAUCUGGAUAAAAUUUUACAGCUGACCAGUACCACCAGCAAUGAAGAGUAUUUAGAUUUGUCCAUGCCCAUGUUAGAGACACCGCCCUCCUCCAGUGAUGAAGAUUCUGAUGCGGAAACAUUUCGGGAGAAUUCCCUUAGAUAUCAGUAUACCUAUAAAUUUAAUUAGUUUUUAAGGAAAA
Messenger RNA from Calliphora vicina (urban bluebottle blowfly), 3310 nucleotides. RefSeq names its product breathless (gene btl). The transcript is spliced from 2 exons. Gene Ontology annotation, cellular component: signaling receptor complex; plasma membrane. The record is from RefSeq and is a predicted model, not a curated record. The coding region runs from base 1 to 3297 and encodes 1098 amino acids. Lineage: Eukaryota; Metazoa; Arthropoda; Insecta; Diptera; Calliphoridae. Gene Ontology annotation, molecular function: ATP binding; transmembrane receptor protein tyrosine kinase activity. Gene Ontology annotation, biological process: positive regulation of kinase activity; cell surface receptor protein tyrosine kinase signaling pathway; multicellular organism development.